GGUGUGUCGUUCAGAUAUGAUGUUUGUGUCUCUAAGAAUUAAGAAGAAAUGGUGCUCACAAAAACUAUCCGUGUGUGGCGCAAAUAUAAGCCACGAUCAGUGCUUGUGGAGAGCAAAGAGAUCCCUGAUGAGGCACUACUAUUUGAGAGCAACACUGUAGCGGUCCUCUCUCCUGUGGAACUAGAAAUCAUUCGCAAAGAGUGUAGCUAUGGUGACAGUCUAACAGCGUACGGUUGCCUGGGUGUACUUAGUGUGGAUCACGAGAGAGAGACCUUCCAAUACUUAGUGGUCAUCACAGAGUGUCAGCCACUGGGCAAGCUACAAGAUGCGGAGGUGUUCCGUGUCACACAGACUGCCUUCAUACCACUCACCCUACAAUCUAAGAUGGAGCGCGUGACAGAGGUGGGGAAGUUGCUGGCCUCGGGGAAGUUCUAUUUCAGUUAUCCCUCGCAAGGAGUGAGCUUCGAUCUGCUGUGUUGUGCACAGAAGCAAGGGACGGAGCGGACACAGUUUCACUGGAACCGCAGUCUGAGGGUAUACCUAGAGAGGUUCGGUGUGUCGUGCUCCAAGUGGUUGUUCCGCGUGAUAUGUGGCUACGUGGACAUUCAGACUCUCUAUGCUGGGGACAAGAAAGCAAAGAUGGUGCUCAUUUCACGAAUCAGCUGUGAGAGAGCGGGCACAAGGCUGAAUGUGAGAGGCAUGAACGAUGAAGGUCACGUUGCCAACUUUGUAGAGACAGAGUUAGCCAUCCAUUGUGACAACAAUGUCGCAUCAUUUGUCCAAAUCCGAGGUCUUGUCCCUCUAUUCUGGGAGCAGCCUGGACUGCAGACCGCCGGGGGUCUCAUACGUAUCAAGCUGUCACGGGGAUAUGCUUGUUCUCAUCCUAGCUUUGAGCGCCAUUUUGAGUGGUCUCUGCUUCACUACGGACCGAUGCUGUGCUGUAAUCUACUAGGAGAGCGUAACCAGGAGACUAUGCUGAGCAAGGCUUUCAAGGAACACUUUGCUGAUCUCAGCAGUGCGUACUGUAGUGAGAUGAUCUGUUAUGAUUACCACAAGUUCAUCAAGUCCGGGGGCGGAAGUGUGGACUCCACCCUCACACAGACACUCCUCCCACUCAUCACACACUUCACAACCUCCCACGGAUUCUACCUAUCAGAGGAUGGGCAACCAAUGAGAUUGCAGACUGGUACGAUAAGAAGCAACUGUCUGGAUUGUCUCGAUCGCACCAACUCAGUUCAAAACUUUAUCGGGCAACAGGUCCUCACGGAGCUAUUGGGAUCACUGGGGCUCUCGCUGAAAGCCACACUCCUCACACGCUUCAAGCAGCUGCUGGCUACCACCUGGACCAAGAACGGAGACAGUCUCUCUCUCUUCUACUCUGGUACACGUGCUCUGUCCUUUGAGGGAAAGUCCAACAAGUUGAAAGGCGGAGCUCGUUCGGUUCAAAGGACAAUUCGCAACAACUUCAUGGACAGUAACAAACAAGAAGCCAUCGAAAUGCUGUUGCUUGGCAACGUGUACAGCGGAGACCUCGGCCUGAAGACACGAGCACUGCUCGACCAAUCAGAUGCAUUCAGUCCUGUGCCGUUCCGAACAGACGUAUGUGAGCGAUGGAGUGACUUCACUACUUCUGAGAAGCUUCGUGUUGCCAUAGGAACAUGGAAUGUGAAUGGUGGUAAACUGAUCCACAGCAUUGCCCUGAGGGGGAGUCAGUCGCUGGAUGAUUGGCUACUGGAUGGCCCAAAGAUAUCCGGAGCUGCAACUCAACAUCCCGAGGAGUUUGCCACACCCCCUGACAUCUACGCUAUUGGUUUUGAGGAGAUGGUGGGUUUGACAGCCUCCAACAUCGUGUCAGCCUCGUCCAGUAACAGGCUUGAGUGGGCGGCUGAGCUCCAGAAGGUGUUGUCACGCCACACCCCCUAUGAGCUGUUGACAACCGAACAACUGGUGGGCGUGUGCUUGUACAUCUUCAUAAGACCCAAGCACAUACCGUACAUUAGAGAUGUGGCUGUAAGCUCAGUGAAGACUGGGAUGUCUGGUAACGCUGGCAACAAGGGGGGUGUGGCUAUAAGAUUCCUCCUCCACUCUACGUCGCUGUGUUUCGUGUGCUCUCACUUUGCUGCUCACCAGAACAAGGUCAUAGAGCGUAACCAUGACUACAGUGAGAUCUGUCGCAAAGUCUCCUUCCCUCAUGGUGGUACAGUGGAUAUCCACGACUAUGUGUUCUGGUGUGGUGACCUCAACUACCGAGUGGACCUGCCCACAACAGCUGCCAAGGACUACAUCUCCCACGCUCGCUGGGACAAGCUCAACAAGCAGGACCAGCUGUUCAAGCAGAAGAGAGCAAAGAAAGUGUUCCAAGGCUAUAUUGAGGGAGACUUGACCUUUGCCCCCACGUACAAGUACGACCAGUUCUCUGACGACUAUGACACGAGUGAGAAGUGCCGCACUCCAGCGUGGUGUGACCGUGUGCUGUGGAGGAGGAGGACGUGGGCGGGAGGGGACCCAAAGAGCCUCUCAAGACCUCCUCUCAAUGCAGAGCAGGCCAGUUUGGCAGUACCCUCUGGAAUGGACUUUGGUCUUCAUCCGUGUGACGCAGGUGUGGUGUGUGGGGGGGAGCUGUCAGGUGACCUGGUUGCCAUGGGACACCAGUGGCAUCCAGGGAGACUGCUCUACUACAACAGGGCCGAGCUAAAACAGUCAGACCACAGACCUGUGAUAGCUCUGCUGGAGGUGGACAUAUACAAGGUGGACCCCCCACGGAGGUCAAGAGUGCGUGAGGAGGUGGUCCUGGCCAGCGGACCUUUGAACCCCACCGUGAUGGUGCACGAGCUCGAGGAAGGCAAGGAAGUCUCUGUACAGCAUCUGCUCGACUCACUCCGGACAUACGGGGAGGUGGUGUUGGUCAGGGUAACGGACGAGAAUGUGUUGGUGACAUUCAAGAAGUCUACUAGUGCCCUGGCUGCUACUGGUCUCCAUGGCAGAGAGGUACAUGGUGUGAAGGUGAGCGUAUCUCUUCGUGAACCCUGGCCUCCGGGGUCAGAGGUCACCACUCCGACACGUAAAGGUCAUGGUAGAGUGAUUAGACGUCCGACAGUGUCCGUGCUGACUAGUGAACUGUUGGGGGUGGAGUCAGGGGGAGGGGACAAUGGAGAGGACCUCAUGAGCUUCAGCUUUGAGGACCAAGGGACUCAAGACACAGCAUCAGCAAUGCCUGCAAUGGACGACCAUGAAGAUGUACAGGACGAUCUGGACUCUGAUCAUCUGGAACAGGAACUGAAUGUCUCCUCGUCAGAUUCUGAUACGGAGGUCACAGUUCAAACAAUGAAGCACGCUCAGAGCGAACCAGUCCUACCCCACAGACCCGUACCCCUCAAACGACCAACUGUGCCCCCCAGACCUGGAAACAGUCUCAUUAACGUUCAAGAGGCGAUAAAAGCACCCCCCAGAUCAACCUACAGUAGCGCAAGUCUUCACAGCACGGUUGAAGAACCGCCUCGACCAAUUCUUAAUCUCCAAACAUCGUUAGACGUGCCCCCCAAACCCAAGCCUCGUACUAGGACUGCCGUCCCCUUCACUCUGGGGGACUCUCCAGUGAACAAUUCUCCGCAAUCACUAACCCCUGAAUCUAAGGGAGUGCGGCAAAGUCCUGACCCCCCUAAGAGGCCGAUGAGACCACCCCCUCCUUACGUCAAUGGCAAGAGUGAUCAGCGAGUGAGUCCCCCACAGCCUUACACACCACCCCCUCCCUAUAGUGCCUCUACACAAGCACCCGUUGUACCCAAACGUCCUGAACCAUCGCGACCUUUGAGACCGCCUCCACCAAAGAGAACUUAAUUGAACUCCUCCACAAUCAUAAUUAUAUUCUAAUUAUUGCUAUAGCUAGCUGUCAUGUGUUUGUAUAUUUUAAUAAACUCGAUUAUAUACCUAUUAACAGUUAAUUUGAAUUAA
Messenger RNA from Halichondria panicea, 3951 nucleotides. Its product is annotated as synaptojanin-1-like. The coding region runs from base 49 to 3837 and encodes 1262 amino acids. The transcript is spliced from 18 exons. Lineage: Eukaryota; Metazoa; Porifera; Demospongiae; Suberitida; Halichondriidae. The record is from RefSeq and is a predicted model, not a curated record. Gene Ontology annotation, molecular function: phosphatidylinositol-4,5-bisphosphate 5-phosphatase activity; RNA binding. Gene Ontology annotation, biological process: phosphatidylinositol dephosphorylation; synaptic vesicle endocytosis.